Molecule: messenger RNA, 6781 nt
Organism: Varroa destructor (honeybee mite)
Lineage: Eukaryota; Metazoa; Arthropoda; Arachnida; Mesostigmata; Varroidae
Product: calcium-activated chloride channel regulator 1-like
Source: RefSeq, a predicted model, not a curated record
UAACAAAACUUUGAUGAGAAACAUAAAAAAUAGUUGUGUGUGAUGGUCUCGGGUUGAUCAGGAUUAAGUCUUUACAUUAAAUCGUGCAGCACCUAUACGCCGUUGUAUAUGAUGACAUCACGAUGAUGCGCACCCUGACAAGGAUUUCUAAUUAAUCUCAUCAAGGAAGAUAUCGUUUGGGGUUCGAAGUGUCGAUGUUCGUUACCCAAUUGGGAGUUGAGUUCGAUACGGAUAUAAACAAGUGUAUAGACCCGAAUGAAGGGACGAGCUACAAUAGCUGCUUAAGCAAAGUGAUUAAUUAUCAUUCUGGCUGGCCUAUCAAAGGCGAAAAGCAAAAAAGGACUUCGGACAAUUGUGUAUAGUGAGGUGAAUCAUGCGCGAUAAACUAAAAAUGUCGCGACGACAGCAAUAUUUGCUGUCUGUAACGAGUAGCCUUGAUCGGACAAUGUUCAGCAAACGGCGAUCUGCUACAGGGACUGAUUUGAGGCUGUGCACGUUAAUGGUGAUGAUUGGUUUGAUCGUGCAUGUUUUCGGUAUUUGUUGCGAACUAACGACGCUGGCAAGUGCAUCUCGCGUGUACGUCGAUUCUAACGAUAACGCCUACCGAGGGUUAGUUAUUGCAAUAUCUCCAAAAAUCAAACCGCAUCAUGGCAAAGUUCUUAUACCAAAUCUUGAGGCUGUUCUUCGUAACGUUUCGCUUGAGCUUUUUCGCACUCACGGUGUAUACCUCGCCGAGGUGACUGUUAUGAUACCUCGGUCGUGGGAAACGAAGGGCUCUUGGGCCCGACAGCCUCUUCCACGAGUAGAAGCGCCGAGUUGGCAGCAAUGGCGCCAGGCCGAUGUCCUCAUCGAAAGAGGUGAAGAGUCUGUUUUUGGCGAAAAUCCAUUCGCAGUGCAGCACGCAGGCUGCGGUAUUCAGGGUAGACAUCUCGUCGUUCCAGAUACGUUCCUGCGUGCAUACGCCGCCGCCGAUAAAGAACAAACGUCGAGUCGUUUCGAUAAAUACGGCAAACCACAUAAUGUGUUUUUACGCGAGUGGGCUGUCUACCGGUAUGGAGUGUUUAAGGAGCACGGAUUUCCUAGGGACCCUGUUUACCCACUCUAUUUACCUAGGCCGGGAACUCAAGAUUCUAGCGAUAUUGAGCUAAAUGUCUGCGCUGAUCGGCCUGUUCGACCGAAGUUCAGGAAUGGCAACGGCAUGUCAUGCAACGCAACAAUCAAUCUAAUGAAUGGCCUUCCGCUGGACCAUGACUGCAUCCCAGUUUACUCGGCAUUACAUGACAAUGCUGAAGCAUCACUUAUGAGUGGUUUGCCGUCGGCGACAUACUUUUGCGGGGGAACAAGACCUCAUGAUCGAACUCUUCCGACAAAGCAAAACGUCAUGUGCAUGGGGAGAUCUACGACGGAAAUCAUUGAGCAGCAUCCCGAUUUCUAUAGAAGUACUAGGAAUGGACUGUUAGGCCGUACACGGUUUUCCUUUGUUCAGGAGCGUGCCCAGGUGCUCGCAUUCGUCAUCCAAAUCACCGAGGCCACAAUGCAGCAUGACCGACGCAAUUAUAUUUUACGUGCCCUAAAUCAGUUCCUUCGGAACGAGGCUCCGAUCGACAUGCAGAUCGCGCUCGUGACCUACGGAACGAUCGCAAGCGAGAUCGCGUUGCGCAGAGCUUCAGCUAAUGAUGAAAGCGUCCGUAACGCCGUCGAUGCGUUUAUUCUAAACGCUGAUAUCGAAGGUGGCAAUAACAUCAAUUCAACUCUCGAGGACGGGCUACGACUGACUCUCGAGGCGCUUAACGAUACAUCGGAAAUUACUGGACGUCUUCCUUCAAAUUACUUUACGAAGCGAGUUAUAAUCAUUGGCGAUGGCCACCUCGACAAACACUUUGACGAGAUGGUUCGCCACAGCUAUGAUACUCAAGGCGUUCGUGUCGAUGCUAUUAUCUUUCCUUCGCCUGAGGCAGCAGCGGCUUCAACUUCAGCGACAUCCUCUCAUAUCAACAACAAUGGUGUAGGUUCGGGCAAAGGAUCGAAUCUAUUCCGACAGGAGACCUUACCAAAAAAAGACAACAAUUUGGACGCGUUCAUUUUCCAAACUGGCGGACGUGUUGUUGCUGUAGAUGACACCCCGAUAGAUUCGUCGAUAACAGUGACGGCUCUACAGGAGCUCUAUGACGCGUUGUACACAUUCACAUACGAUAGUACAUCCGCAGUAGAAUAUGACAGCUUCAGCCAAAUUGAGCAAAAAGAGUUCUACGGAAAAGAGCAGAGUGACAUGGUAUUUGAGUUCGAUGUCGACCCCACUCUUAAUGCAGAGCUUCGGGUACGUCUUGUUGGCCAUGACUACGGCUCUGACCGGCCCUGGACAGUGUCGCCAAAGGACAUUUUCCUAUUUGCACCGAUUGGUCAUACAAAUGGAAAAAAGCUUUAUACUCCUAAAGACUACAAAUACGUGUCAACCAAUGCACAGUUCUGGUACUUCGAAUUCAAAAUACCGGAGCCAGCUGUUGGGCGCUGGAGACUAGAGGCGAAAGCGAAGAAGGAUACCAAACAGCCGAUUAUUGUUUCUGCAGCGGCAAAACCGACAACGGCCGACGAUGAACCUAUCUCCGUAGAUGUGUGGAUUUCGCAACCCAGCUACAAUGUGAGCCUCCACGAGAAGGGGCUAAUCGUUUACGCCAAGGUUAGCAAAGGAAGUCGGCCUGUGGUUGAUGCAAAGGUGGUUGCCAAAAUUACUCCCGUGUCCGAUCAAACUGAGACUCAGCUGUGUAUCGAACUGAAAGACAAUGGAGCCGGGGAUCCUGACAUGACAAAGGAUGAUGGUGUUUACUCAAGAUAUGUUGAAAGCAUCAAAAGCCUCGGGAGGCACCGUCUUGUUGUCGAGGCUAAGAGCGAAGGCAAUGCUGCAGUUCUAAGGGGCGCAACUGUACCAGAUGACACUGUUCCACACACAGCGUGCUGCGGCAGUGCCGUUAUGAGGACAGCCUUUAAUGCUACUCGUCCAUUUGCCCGUCGGGUGCACUUCGGAGCAUUUUUUGUGACGCGUGUGACACAAGAGCAGCGCGAGAGUGAAAUUCGUGCGCCCUGGUUUACUCCAGGGCGUAUUGCUGACCUUCAUGUCGUGUACCUGCAGUCCAAUCAUGGAGGACCUGGAGGAGUUUCUCUUGGCUGGACCGCAACGGGCAAUGUACGGGAUCAUGGCCGGGCUGCCGCAUAUAUUUUAAAAAGAUUUGACAACCGAGACAGUGCUAUAGCGCAAUUUGAUGAACGUGGCCAAGAGAUCAACGCCUGGGAGAUGGAAGGCAGUCCACUGAUACCCAAAGAGGCCGGAAGCCCGGAACAGGUGUUUGUUAAGCUCGCCAGUGGAAGUUCCCUGCCCCUAUACUUUGCCCUCAAAGUGAACAGUACUUAUGGAGCACUUUCAGCUACGUCCAAUAUAGUGACUGUGUCUGUUAUGCCGUCGGUAACAACAACCACGUCAUCGAUUUGGGGUCUCGGAAGUUCGUCUGGUCAAGGCGGCUCGGGGAUGUCAGGCGGAACGACAACCGGUGACUUAUUGUUCAGCGAUCAACUACCGUCUGACCGGCGUGGUGACCCGCGCCUGUUGCCGAGCCAGCUGGCCCUCGUCAUCGCAGUGCCUCUUGUCGUGCUAGUUCUUGGCGUGUGUAUCCUCAUUGUAAUUGUGGCGCGUCGUCGAAAAGAUCCUUUACUUGAUAAGAAGGUGUCGACCAAUGACAAGAAUAAUGGAAUGAAUUUGAGUACGUCGACUAUUGGGACGUUACCUAAAGAUUUUAACGUCUCAAACAGUAGCCCGGUUCUGACGCCUUCACCUGUGCUCAAAGAAGGUCUCAGUCCGGUAACGACAAUGGCUCCAAAUUUGUCGCUUGGCCCGAACAUAGGACAUGACCAAAACGUCUCCAUGAGCAUCGAUCAUUCGAUGUCGCUGAACGAUCACCCAACUAACAUGUCACAAAUGAAUAUGACAGUGAACGUCAAUCAGAUGCCGCCAGGUGGACUUUCACCUGUGAAUCACUGGCCGGCUGAAGUAUUGCUUGAACAUUACAACAGGGUGCAAGAAGCCAAACAGCGCAACGAGUUACCCCCCGUAUUAAGCCUGCAGCCAGGCCACCCCGACGAGUCCGUGCGAUCUUCUAAUCCCAGUCUGUACAAUACGAUGGAUUCGCUUCGAAGUAAAUCCCAGCUACUUAACUCUGUAAGUCCCCUUCAGGCAAAUGGCGGUGUACAGCAUCCAAUAGUGAAUCCACAUGGCGGCAUCUAUUCUCCAUUUUAUGGAAACGUGGGGCCUAUUGUAACGCCGACUGGAGUGCAUGUCAACACUUCAAGAAAUAUCACGCACGUCUAGAAAUGAUAUCAACCUCGUCCCAAGUUUCAUAGGCAGAGAAAAGUACACGUCUACACUCAAAGAAGCCGAUUAUUACGACUUAGACGAAUCAGUAUUUGUCGACCCAGAUCUCAUGAGCGCGAGUAGUUAAAGAAGCCGUCAUGGCGGAACCACACUACUUAACUGCGGAGCACCUCAAGCAAAUAUGGGAAGGAUGUUGUUAGGUGACGCCGACGCGGAAAGCAUUUGUAGCCUCAAUUCAAACCUAAGUCUAUAACUUGUAUCGAGCGAAGACAACAAACUCCUUAUGCAUGUCGUGUUCGUUCCCUGUCCGAAUCACCUAAUUAAUCUCUUAAUUUCACUUAGCAGGUAAACCACCAGACACACCGAAAUUAUACAAUACUUUUAAAUGCUUCUAAUGCACAACAUUUGUAUUCUCGAUUUGUCAUUAGGAAAACUUGUUUUGUACACGUGCACAUCAUUUCGGUAUAGCGCAUAUUGUACGUAUCGUUAGGUAUGUCGAUUUCGCAGCAAGCCGGCUGUAUUAAGAAACCGGACGGAUUACGAGAAAGGUCUCUAUCGCAAUUUUACGAUAUUACGAAGAUGAGUCGUUUUGUCUUAACGAAUCAGACCAUUGGAGUCUGAUCGCUAUUACGGUCGAUAUACGUUCUCCUGUUUUGUGGAAGUGUCUGAUUGGAACGGAAUGAGAGGACAAAGCACAUCCGUUUUCAUGGCACUCGUCGCGCUAGAAUGAACAGAAAAAGAGACUUUUGUGCCCACUGCCGAGCUUGACGAGUUCCAUGUCAUUGUGAUACGUCAUGUAAUUACGUGUUUAUACUUGAUAUAUAUAUAUAUAUAUAUAUAUAUAUAUAUACGACAAUGCAUACUACACAAUCCGUGCGAAUAAAGACAGCAACACACACACACACACACACACAGACACACACACGCACAUAUAUAUAUAUAUAUAUAUUCUCACCUAUUGGGACUCCACGUAACAAAGAUGUGUGAGAAAAAAAUGUAUGAGAAACUGUACAGCUUUUGUUUUGCGUCUAGUCGCGACGAGCUAUAAAUAUGGAUGUGGAAAAGGAAAUGCUAGGCGUCAACAUAAAACGCAAAACGUUUAUAAAAACAGGAAGGCCUUGAAGAAGCCAGUGAGCAAAUAGAUAAAAUAUGUUGUAGUAACAUCAGAAUUGAGCGCAAACUAUUUCAUUUGUGUAUGCAUUUUUACUGACAGUACUGUUCAAGUAGAGCUGCAACAGUAAAAAUCUACCAAGUCUUAUUAGAAUGUACUUGAUUGUACACGUAAUAGUUAUUAGAUCGUAUUUAAGGCACCUAAACGUGCCUAUUCAUUGCAUAAAAGCAACUAGCGGCCUCGAGAAAAUUGUUUAGAGUGUCUAACUGCGACAUACUUAGUAAACGCGCAAUGCUGGAAAGCCAAAAAUACUUAGCUGCACAAUAUGUAGUACAUUUGUAAAGGUCAGGUAUAAGAAUGGCGGUAAGUUCAUAUAAAUCAUACUUCUCAACAGCGUAAAAGGGCUCUGCGACGGAUUCAAAAAGGAUACGCAUUUUCAAUGUAGCCAAACGUGGUUGUGUCAAACCUGUGAAUCCACUGCAGAUCGGAUUAGACCUACUGGAAAGUGCUGAUUUUGCUCUUACACUACGUAAACGUAAAACAGACUGUGUAUCGUAUAGCAUUCGGGACUCGUUCCCACACUCAACGAGUAUCCUCAGGACAGCGCCAAACUUUUACGACUCCAGUUUUGCCUAUUCAGGCGUUUAACUCAUCGGGCUACCUGUCACAUGAUGAUCGAUACAAACAACAUUUUUCAAUAUAUUUGUAUAUGUACAAAAUUAAACUCGGCUGUCGCAGAAUAACCUGUCAGCCGCAGAAUCACUCCUGCGUUAUACCCUAAUAUAAACGAGUACACAUGUAUAACAGUGGUCUUCGGUAAGAUUUGCUCUCUCGACCUUGGGUAUAUAUGGCUAAUGUGUGCAGCAUUAGCGCUCGAUCGAAUGAAAGAGGAGAGAGAGAUUGUCAAGGGAUAGAUGUAUUUCACACGAUUUAGACACAGUCUGAGUUUCAAGUGAGACAAAAAAACAUACUGGAUAAUCAUAUUUAUUUCAUUUAAAGCGUCAUAUAAUUUUGAGCAAAUUACCGAUUAAUGUUAUGAGAAAUAUUCUGAAACGACAUCACAUAUUGCUCGUGUAAGUGCUAUGUGGUCCGGAAGAAAAACAAAGUCGACCCAGAUGAAACCAAAGGAGCUAUCGGACAUCUUUUUACGAGAAGAUCAAAUAGUACAAGGGCUGAUGAGUGUAUCAAUCAGCACGGCAAUCAGUAUGUCACAGGCGCUGCAAGUCACUCAGUCGAAGGUACCGUCUAUUUUAUAAGAAGAUAAUAUUGUAAUAUAGUUGUACAGUGAGUACGGUUUUAUGAAAAAGAGA